Arabidopsis arenosa is the source of this 2346-nucleotide messenger RNA. The record is from the annotation of a GenBank genome assembly. Lineage: Eukaryota; Viridiplantae; Streptophyta; Magnoliopsida; Brassicales; Brassicaceae.
CUCUCUCUUUUCUGCGUUUCUUCUUCUCUCUGUGGCGUAGAUUUCUAGAGAGGAAUUUAGGUCUUCUUCUUUGGUUUUUCCUUAGCUCUUCGUUCUCGUACUCUCUCGACAGUGAAAUAAGGAAUUUGGUAUGGCUGCUACAGCUACUGCUUCUGCAAUUCGUUACGCUCCUGAGGAUCCGAAUCUUCCUAAGCCAUGGAAAGGUCUUGUGGAUAGUAGAACUGGCUAUCUCUACUUUUGGAACCCAGAGACCAAUGUUACUCAAUACGAGAGACCAGCUUCUUCCGCUCCUCCUAAGCUUGCUUCUAUUCCCAUAAGCUCUUCGGUUCAGACUACUCAGCAAUCUUCUUCUGGAUUUAACUCUGGCAAGGAAGAGGAUAAGUAUAGUAGGGGCAGUGAUGGGCCUAAGUCUGACUCUGGAUCAAGGUUUAAUGAGGCUGGAAGAACUGGACCAAUAUCUUCUAAUGAUGCUGCUAGUGGACUAGGGAAUGCUGCAUCUGGUGGAUCAUCUGCCAGAGGGCCUCCUUCUUCAGCCGCAGGAAAUGAAUUGUCCCCAGAGGCCUAUUGCCGCAAACAUGAAAUUACUGUCAGUGGAGGCCAAGUACCACCACCUCUAAUGUCUUUUGAAGCCACUGGUCUUCCCCCAGAGCUUCUGCGGGAGGUAUACAGUGCAGGAUUCUCAGCUCCAUCUCCAAUUCAAGCUCAGUCGUGGCCAAUUGCGAUGCAAAACAGAGACAUAGUAGCCAUUGCUAAAACAGGCUCUGGAAAAACUCUGGGUUACUUGAUUCCUGGUUUCAUGCAUCUCCAACGGAUCCACAAUGAUUCACGAAUGGGCCCAACGAUCUUGGUAUUGUCACCUACUAGGGAGUUGGCCACACAAAUCCAAGUUGAAGCUCUGAAAUUUGGCAAGUCAUCUAAAAUUUCGUGUGCGUGCUUGUAUGGUGGAGCACCCAAGGGUCCUCAGCUGAAGGAAAUAGAAAGAGGUGUAGAUAUUGUUGUUGCAACUCCCGGGCGACUAAAUGAUAUCCUUGAAAUGAGGAGAAUCAGUCUGCAUCAAGUAUCUUAUCUUGUGCUGGACGAGGCUGAUAGAAUGCUGGACAUGGGGUUUGAACCUCAGAUCAGAAAAAUUGUGAACGAGGUUCCCACUAAGCGCCAAACCCUCAUGUACACAGCAACAUGGCCAAAGGAGGUCAGGAAAAUCGCAGCUGAUCUACUUGUUAACCCUGCCCAGGUCAACAUUGGUAAUGUUGAUGAGCUUGUGGCGAACAAGUCCAUUACUCAGACUAUUGAAGUCUUAGCACCGAUGGAGAAACAUAGCAGGUUAGAGCAGAUAUUGCGGUCUCAGGAACCGGGUUCCAAGAUCAUAAUUUUCUGUUCAACCAAAAGGAUGUGUGAUCAACUGGCAAGGAACCUGACCCGUACGUUUGGAGCCGCUGCUAUACAUGGAGACAAAUCUCAGGCUGAGAGAGACGAUGUACUGAACCAAUUUAGAAGUGGUAGGACUCCUGUUCUCGUUGCAACCGAUGUAGCUGCUCGUGGACUUGACGUUAAGGACAUAAGGGUGGUGGUCAACUAUGAUUUUCCAAAUGGAGUAGAGGAUUAUGUCCAUAGAAUCGGAAGAACUGGAAGAGCUGGAGCUACCGGUCUAGCUUACACCUUUUUUGGAGACCAAGAUGCAAAACAUGCUUCAGAUCUGAUCAAGAUCUUGGAAGGAGCAAACCAGAAAGUUCCUCCACAGGUCCGCGAAAUGGCUACACGUGGUGGAGGUGGAAUGAACAAAUUUCGCCGCUGGGGUACACCUUCCAGUGGUGGUGGUGGUGGAGGCCGUGGUGGCUAUGGUGAUUCUGGUUACAGUGGUCGUGGUGUGUCUGGCUAUGGUGGUCGUGGUGAUUCUGGUUAUGGUGGUCGUGGUGAUUCUGGCGGUAGAGGAAGCUGGGCUCCUUCACGUGACAGUAGCAGCUCGGGAUGGGGAAGAGAGAGAAGCCGUAGUCCUGAGAGAUUCAAAGGAGGUCCACCAUCCACUUCUUCUCCACCUCGCAGCUUUCAUGAGGCGAUGAUGAUGAGAAAUAGGUAACUCAUCAGAAUUUUAACCAGAUUGGGGCAAUAUAUAUAGAAGAGCCUCUUUCUGCUCGGGUAAAUUAUUCAUUUUGUGGGGUGUGUGUCUGUGUUUGAGCGAAGCCGCUAGUACUUUUGAACAUCACACACAUCUGAAGGAUAUUUCUAAUGUUUUGGUCUACGAGAUACCCUUUUCUGUUUAUAUUAUGUAAACAAAGACUCGUUUAUGGGUUCUUUCUUUGUUGGUGUUUAGUAGAGGAUGUUUUCAGCUAAUAUAUGUUUCAGACCUCU